Psilocybe cubensis is the source of this 1116-nucleotide messenger RNA. RefSeq lists its product as uncharacterized. Lineage: Eukaryota; Fungi; Basidiomycota; Agaricomycetes; Agaricales; Agrocybaceae. The record is from RefSeq and is a predicted model, not a curated record. Bases 1 to 1116 code for a protein of 371 amino acids. Gene Ontology annotation, molecular function: nucleotide binding. The transcript has 4 exons.
AUGUCCACCACCACCCCGAUCAAAGUCGGCUUCGUUGGCUUGUCUACUACAGGGUGGGCCUCGGCUGUCCUCGGACCUGCACUACUCCAGGACUCUCUCAAGAACACAUACGACCUCGUUGCCGUCUCUACCAGCUCAGAAGAAUCUGCACGCGCCUCCGCUGAGAAGUACUCGAAAGAGGUUGGACAUCCCAUCGAGGCGUAUUUCGGGAGCACGGAGCAAAUCGCUGCCGAUCCGAACGUAGACCUAGUAGCGAUUUCCGUCAAGGCACCGUACCACAAAGCACUGGUGCUUCCCGUCAUUCAAGCGAAGAAGGACAUCUUUAUCGAAUGGCCAGCAGGGGCAUCGUUGGAGGAGACAGAGGAGAUCGCAGAAGCUGCUCGUGUUCACGGUGUAAGGACCAUCGUGGGUCUUCAAACGAGACAUCAGGCAGCGAUCCAGAAGGUCCGAGAGUUAUUGUCUUCGGGUAUUAUUGGUACUGUCAGGUCCACCAAUAUUACGAACCUAAUACCGAGGGAAGGGCAUCUAUGGAUUCCAUUUUCCAAAGAGAAGGAUCUUUAUCUCGUGGAGCAUAAAAAUGGAGCCACACAACUUCACAUACCCAUUCUUCAUUUACUUGACACGGUUUCCUAUCUUCUCGGAGACUUCUCGAGCAUCACGGCGACGAGUACCAUAGCAUAUCCCACGGGCACUGUGGUCGACAAUGAUGGAAAACCCACUCCACGAACCUAUGCUGCACAGAACCCGGACCAUUUCUCCAUCACGGGAAUUUUACCAGGGGGUGUACUGGCCAACCUGUUCUGGAGAUCUGGAUAUGCCCUAGGAAAAGGGCGACGGAUGUACAUGUGGGAGAUCGAGGGCGACGAGGGCGUUAUACGGAUAGAGUCGUCUUCGCCCUUCCCUAGCGUUGUCGAGCCUGAGGUGUAUUUGAAUGGGACGCAGGUCGAUUUGGACGGUCCGACAGGUGCCGUGCAUACUAUUGGAGCUGCUUGGAAAGACUUUGCCGAGCAUGGGAGCCAUCAUGCCACCAUCGAGGAUGCAGUCAAGAACCAUAAGCUCAUUGAUGCUAUUGAGAAAAGCGCAAGGGAAGGGAAAACAAUACAUCUUUCAUUGUAA